AUCCCCACCUCCAGCACCCGCGAACCACUGGCCGAAGAAGAAUCAGCUACUCCUCCACACUCCGACCAUGGCGCGCGCCGCCCUCUCCACCGCGCCGCUCUCCCGCCUUCACUCCCCGACGCCUUCACUUUCCCCAAUACCGCAUGCUCAAUCCCAGCUCCGCAUUCGCCAGCAGCGCAAGCCUCUGACCGUCGCGUCGGCUCUGCCACAGGUGGCGGACCUCCCCGCGCUCUCGCUGCCCGCCGCGGCAGCCGCUGCGGCCGCGCUGGCGGCGGCGGUGUCGCUCUCCGACCCCGAGCGCCGUCGCAAGGCGCAGGCGGAGGCGGUGGGCGGCGGGGACAAGGAGGCGGUGCGCGCCUACUUCAACUCCACGGGCUUCGAGCGGUGGCGCAAGAUCUACGGGUCGGCCACGGACGACGUGAACCGCGUGCAGCUGGACAUCCGCGAGGGCCACGCGCAGACGGUGGCCGCCACGCUGGCCAUGCUGCGGGACGCGCCCGACGUCCCGCUGGCCGGCGCCACGGUGUGCGACGCCGGGUGCGGCACGGGGUCGCUCUCCAUCCCGCUCGCGUCCGCCGGGGCCUCCGUGCUGGCCUCCGACAUCUCCGCGGCCAUGGUCUCGGAGGCGCAGCGGCAGGCGCAGCUGGCCCAGGCGGCCGGGUCGGCGGAGUUCCGCAUGCCGCGGUUCGAGGUGCGGGACCUGGAGAGCCUGGACGGCCGCUACGACAUCGUGGUGUGCCUGGACGUGCUCAUCCACUACCCGCGGGAGGAGGCGCAGAAGAUGAUCCGGCACCUCGCCUCGCUCGCCGAGAAGCGGCUGGUCAUCAGCUUCGCGCCCAAGACGGUCUACUUCGACAUCCUCAAGCGCGUCGGCGAGCUGUUCCCGGGCCCGUCCAAGGCCACGCGCGCCUACCUCCACUCCGAGAAGGACAUCGAGGAGGCGCUCCGCGCCGCCGGGUGGCGCGUCAAGAACCGCGGCUUCAUCUCUACCCAGUUCUACUUCGCCAAGCUGUACGAGGCAGUGCCUGUCAGCGGCGGCUCCUCCUCGUAGCCGGCAUUUCGUUCGCUGUUGUAAUUUUGUUCAUAGAGACGCUCGCGUUUCAGAGUUUUGAUUCUACUUGCAAAGUUCUGUUC
Lolium perenne is the source of this 1134-nucleotide messenger RNA. RefSeq lists its product as uncharacterized. Gene Ontology annotation, molecular function: magnesium protoporphyrin IX methyltransferase activity. Gene Ontology annotation, biological process: chlorophyll biosynthetic process. Lineage: Eukaryota; Viridiplantae; Streptophyta; Magnoliopsida; Poales; Poaceae. The record is from RefSeq and is a predicted model, not a curated record.